AUGGCACGCAUGUUGCGAGUUGCGAACCUGUUAAUAUGGCUGGCCGGCAUCAUUUCCUUACCUCAUGCAACGGCGGAUAAUAACAAUGAUACAUCUGGAAUCAGUGCGGCUGCACCGGCAGUCGCCACUGCGAAUACGACAGAUGCCUCCUUCAUACAAUCUGGCUUUGUACCAGCCGGCACACGCUCUUCGACAUGUGUGAGCGGGACAGUGAAUUAUAUCACCCAUACCUUGCCACAGCAAUGCCUUCCGACUGAUCGAUCAUCUGCUACCACGAAUGUAUCCCUUCAAGCAGCCAACACCACAGGACUGGCAGCUGGCUUGCCUGUGACAAUACCGUCCGUUAAUGGUAGCUGGAUUACUGAGAGGGACCAGCAGGCCACCCGUCUAAGCGAGGAAGGCUCGGCCGAGCCCACUGCGACAGUCUCAGCACCUACAUCGUCAACACUAUCGAGUGCCGAAAGCAGUCGCAGCAGUUCACCUGCUAUAGAGGAAGGAAGUUCUGAUGAAAUCGAUUCACUCCUCGACUCUGUCAGCUUCCUAUCCUUUGAGGACUGGAAGAAGCAGAACCUUGCGAGGACUGGACAAUCUCCAGAGAACGUAGGGAAGGAGAGGCAGUCUACCGGACAGCAAACCAGGCCAGGUAAUGAUCUCGACACACUUGGCGAAGAGAGUGAGAUCGAUCUGGAUUUCUCCGGCUUCGGGACUGGCGGCUCAGCGAAGCAAGAGCAUGACAGCAGCAGGACGAUUUCAGAGUCUACAAAAGACAGCUCCUUAACAGAUUCGCCGAAUGAUCCAACUCCUGCAACUUUACGAUCCAGAGAUGCAGGCAAGACGUGUAAAGAGCGCACCAAUUACGCCUCCUUUGACUGUGCUGCCAACAUACUCAAGAACAACAAAGAGUGCAAGCAUGCGUCUUCCAUAUUGGUAGAGAACAAGGACAGCUAUAUGCUGAAUAAGUGCUCGGCCAACAACAAAUUUCUCAUCGUCGAACUCUGUAACGAUAUCCACAUCGACACCAUUGUGCUUGCCAACUACGAGUUCUUCUCGAGCAGUUUCCGCCACUUCCGGAUCUCUGUGUCAGACCGCUACCCUGUCAAAGAGGAGAAGUGGAAGCAACUUGGGACUUUCGAGGCGCGCAACACGCGCGAGGUGCAAGCCUUCUUGGUCGAGGAGCCACAGAUAUGGGCGCGAUAUCUUCGGAUCGAGUUUCUGACCCACUAUGGCAGCGAGUACUACUGUCCAAUCAGCCUGCUUCGAGUGCACGGUAAGACCAUGAUGCAGGAAUUUAGACAAGAAGAGGAGAUGGCUCGUGGAGAACUUUCGGACGACGAUACAUCUUUCGAGACUGUGCGCAGCGAAAUCUUGGAACUUCCUGUUUCAAUACCAAGUGAGGAAGCGAUCACGGCUAGAAGUGUGCUCGAGAACAAGACUCUGGACGUGGGAACCAUGAUCUCCCCGCCUGAUAUAACCGUGGUAGCAAACGAGCACAAUGCAACCUCUCAGGGAGAGCACACUCCGACUACGAAAACGGUGCUGGAUGAUAUCAUCGCUGCGACUGACAGUGUUACGUGCGCAGCCUCAAUGACCCUGGAUAGCAUCGUGCCUACCAUUGAGCAGCAUGUUGUUAGCGAAGACACCAGCGUAGCAGCUCUAGCUGAGAGUAGUACCACCGUGCCCGCUGUCCCGACUACAUACGCGCAAGUCUCCAAUACAUCCAGCUCCGUUAUAACGACGCAGACGUCGUCCACUAUCGACAAAGCAAUCGCCCCCAAUGAUUUCUCCUCACAGACGGCGCUUAACGAGAGCAUUCCUACCGUCUUGCCUCCUCGUGCCGAUGUCUCCGCCAGUGCCUCCACCGAUACCAGCGCAUCUAGCCAAACAGAUGUAACCAUCUCUAGCACUCUGGCGGCUGCUUCAGGUGAUGGUAAUAAUACAACCACGAACAGCACACGCAGUGUAGCAUCCAGCACUUCCGCUACCUCUCAGGCACCAGCACAACCAUCUUCACAAGAAUCAUUCUUCAAGUCCAUUUCCAAGCGACUACAACAGCUCGAGAGCAACAGCACCCUCAGCCUGCAGUACAUCGAAGAGCAGUCCCGCAUCCUCCGCGAAGCCUUUAACAAAGUCGAGAAGCGCCAGGUCACAGCCACGUCGACUUUCCUCACCACUCUGAACAGCACAGUCAUGACCGAGCUGCAAGGCUUCCGACAGGCGUACGACCAGCUAUGGCAAAGCACCGUCAUCGAGCUCGAAGGCCAGCGAGCGCAAUAUCAGCGCGAGAUGCUCGCGUUGAGCACGCGUUUGACACUGGUGGCAGACGAGCUGGUGUGGCAAAAGCGAAUGGGUAUCGUGCAGUCCACUCUCCUGCUACUUUGCCUGGGUCUCGUGCUCUUCGCGAGACAAGGCAACGGAGUGGUGGACAUGACGCUAGCACAAUCACUCGUGAACCGCUCGCAAGCAGCUCUGAAGGUAGGCUGGGAGAGCGACCCGGCUAGUCCUUCUUCACCAGCGAGCAGGAGUCCGGUAUCGGUGUUGCGACGCAGGAUCUGGCGUAGUAGCACUGAGCCUGUUAGCAAUGUGGCUAGUGAGGAUGAUAGUAGGCCGCAGACUAGAGACGGUGAUGCUGGGCUGGAUAUUGAGGUUGAGCCACCUACACCUCCACGAGAGAACCGGGUGGUCGAUGGGACGUUCGAGGGCUCUGGGGAUGAAGAUUCGGAUGUCGAGAACCAGCCUGCACGGUCUCACAGCAGUCCAGCUGUGCCUGUAAAGUUGUAUGGUGACGCUGGUAAUGGUGUGCGUAGUAGACCUGGGAGCCCAUUGCGGUAUUCAUGA
Messenger RNA from Recurvomyces mirabilis, 2835 nucleotides. RefSeq lists its product as uncharacterized. Gene Ontology annotation, biological process: protein folding in endoplasmic reticulum. The transcript has a single exon. Bases 1 to 2835 code for a protein of 944 amino acids. Lineage: Eukaryota; Fungi; Ascomycota; Dothideomycetes; Mycosphaerellales; Teratosphaeriaceae. The record is from RefSeq and is a predicted model, not a curated record. Gene Ontology annotation, cellular component: membrane; cytoplasm.